Molecule: messenger RNA, 1245 nt
Organism: Trichophyton rubrum CBS 118892
Lineage: Eukaryota; Fungi; Ascomycota; Eurotiomycetes; Onygenales; Arthrodermataceae
Exons: 1
Coding region: 1-1245 (414 amino acids)
Biological process (GO): carbohydrate metabolic process
Molecular function (GO): acyltransferase activity, transferring groups other than amino-acyl groups; hydrolase activity, hydrolyzing O-glycosyl compounds
Source: RefSeq, a predicted model, not a curated record
AUGACCAAGGCAAAGAUAUCGGAAGCUGAUGCAGUUAUACUGGUAACCAAAGAUGCAAAAAUGUCCGUAGACCAGGUAGAACUGACGAAGCUGAUUGAGGGGUUGUCCAAGAAGCUCAUUGUAGUGGCUAUUGGAGGUCCGUACGACUUCCUACAGGAUGAGGAUUUUGUCAAAACUUACCUCACCAUAUACGAGCCAACUGUUGAAGCCUUUAUACCUGCUGUUAGAAUAAUAUUUGGAGACAUCAACGCCAAAGGAAAACUUCCAGUGUCGGUUAAACCUUGCCAGAUACCGAUUGAGCCUUUCAAUGCAGACAGGGAUCUUGCUAAAGUCGUCGAACUUUGGCAUCGGCUUUUACCAAGAUAUGCCGUACCAUCGGCGACACUUUCCCACGUUCUAAGCAGGCCGAAUGGAAACCACUUUGUUUCACGUGCUGGAGAUAAAGUAGUAGGAUUUUUGGCCACAUAUACAAAUGAAGACCGGCCUUCAGCAUUCAUCCCCGUGGUCCUUGUGGACUCCGGCCACCAGGGCAAGGGCGUGGGAACCGCACUGAUUGAGCACGCCCGAAUAUACCUUCGAAACGGAUAUUCUACGUCAUCAGUUACAAUCGGUUCAAGCUUCCCUCGGUUCCGGCCGGGAGUCCCAAUGGAUAUUUCAAAACAAGCCCAAGAGUUCUUUAUCCAUCGUGGGUUCUGUCCUGAGCGUAGGCCAUCGGCAAGGGACUACACUGCCGACCUACUCUCAUAUGAAGCACCAAAGGGCGUCUUAGAGCGCGCAGAAAAGGCAGGAGUCACAUAUGCUCCCUGGAGAAAGGAACAAUACGAGGAAUGUAUGGAGAAACAGCGCAAGCUCUUUGGCAAAGACCCCGUGUGGAUGGACGCCUAUGAAGGGCUAGCACAAACAGGCCAGUACAAGCAGGUAAUGGUAGCAACGGACUCGUCGACAGGCGAGCAGAUCGGAUGGACUCUGAUGCAGGAACUGGGCAUCGGAAUGACACGGGAGCUCGCCAUGCAGCCGCUGGUGGGUAUCAAGUCUGGUCAAAUUGGCUGUGUAGGAGUUGUUCCAGAGGCAAGAAACAAGGGAGUCGGUCUCGCCCUGAUCACCCAUGCUGCCCUCGAUCUGAAAACACGAGGGAUGGAGCAUGUAUUCGUUGACUGGUCGAACCACGUCAACUGGUACGAGCGUGCUGGCUUCAGGGUCUGGAGUGAGUAUCGGACUACGGUGUUGCAUGAGCUGGCGAAGUAA